Seminavis robusta is the source of this 3436-nucleotide messenger RNA. Lineage: Eukaryota; Bacillariophyta; Bacillariophyceae; Naviculales; Naviculaceae. The record is from the annotation of a GenBank genome assembly.
UUAUAUUCGACAGACACGAUGGAAACUCCUCAUUAUUGGCUCGCCAAUGAUAGCGAUGAAGCCAAGGAGAUUGACUGUUUGUGUCUUGGAACGGGUCGAUUUUUGCGUUCCGUCUUGAUCCCCCCCUUGGUGGCCACCAACGAGUGCAAGCCGGCACUGAUUCAGACACGAGGCACCAGUUUUGUCCAAUUCAUGUCAGCUCGACAAACAAACACUGACAGCAAAGCUACCUAUCCCAUUGAUACCGUGCAGUACAAUGGGGAGACCGAGACGGUUUUUGUCAAGUGUUUUGGGGCAUUUUCCUUGGGACACGCUCCCAAUAAGGAUGCCUUGUACCGAGAAUUGAUUCACAGCCGCAUGACGCGUUGCAAUAUUAUUGGAUUGGGAGUCACUGAGGCGGGAUUGUCGUCGCCCGAGACGCAAGUCAUGAAGGAUCUCUAUGAAUUGCUCACGGUAUGUUGUCAAAAACAAUAUGGCGACGACAAGUCCUGGCAAGCACCCAAUACGCCAAAUCAGAAACUAUGCAUCAUCAACAUGGACAAUGUACCCAACAAUGGAGACGUGAUUCAAAAACACAUGCUCGCCAGGGCUGCUAGUGAUCAGGCGGAUGAUACAAGUAAAAGUACUAUGGCCAUGACGGAAUAUCUACAACAACACGUGGCCUUUCUCAACACCAUGGUCGAUCGCAUCACCUCGCAACGUCCGGGAUCCGAUGGCAUGAUUCCCCGCUGUGAACCCAUCCCCGCCAAGGCACUCGUCAUUUGCGAUCCCCGCGGGGAUUUGCCCACGUGUUUUCGUGACAACAGUAAGUAUGGCUUGGUGAUUCGCACCAAUCCACUCCAUAUUCAAGGCGACAUUGCCCUCAAACUCCGAGUCGCCAAUGCCACCCACACGGCCAUUGCGCAAGCCAUGGCAUUGCUGCAAUGGGGCAACACGGAUCAACUCGCAUUGGCUACUACCAACAGUAACCAGGAUGAUGAUAUCAAUGAAGAUGCCGUCUUGACGGCCAACUUGUUCUUGGCCUAUUUGGAUGCCUUGGUCCAACAUCAAAUUGUCCCAUCCUCGUUUCCCGGAUUUGGAACACACGCCCCCGAAACCAAAGCGACCUACUUUGACGAUUGGAGGCCCCGAUUGACACAUGCUCAUUUUGGACUGGCCACCUUUUUCAUUACCCAAAAUGCCGCCGCUAAAGGAGGCAUACGACUCGGACCGACUGUCCGUGACUUGUUACUAUCGCGACAAGAACAACCAUUGACGGUCACCAUGGCAUUUGCCUUUGCCGUCUUGUUGCGGUGGUUGACACCCCGCGAUUCCAGCGAUGCAAAGGAGGGAAUUUUUAUCGGAUGGUUGGCGGGAGCGGAUCGUCAUGCAGCAAUCCACACAGACGACAACAACGAUAGCGUCACGUAUGCGGAUGGACUGCGUCACAACUGGGGAGAAGGAUGGUACGAGUUCAAAUGCGCUUGUAAAGUGCGGCUGGCAGGAGGAGAGGAUCCUCGUACAUUGAGUCAAGUCUUGGCAUCGUACUAUUACGGAACAAGUACCACGGCGCAUCAACCAGCUGACUAUCAAGCUGUCAUUCGAGCCUAUCUUUUGUCGCCGGAAGGUGGUAAUUUGGGAGCGGCAGCAGCGGCCAAACCGGCAUUUGGAGACUUUGUCAAGGCCAUUGCGACCCUGUAUGCUCGCAUGGUGGCGGGCGAUAGUCUCGUCGAAAUGUUGGAAGAAAUGCAAGAAGCCAGUGGACCCUACAACCCCAAGGGAAUGGCCACGGAAUGUGCGGCAUUGGUGGAUGACAUGACCGCGCAACAACAGCACGGUCGUAAACCCUUGUUCUAUCGACCCAGUCCCAUUCCGUUGUCCAGUCAACUACUCAAGACGCCCGUACAAGCGGAAGAAAUGACGUCGGUUGUGAUUUCCGAGGUUGCCUCUACCCUGGUCAUUGAUCUACACACUCAUUUAUUGCCACCGUCGCAUGGCAUGUUGUGUCUGUGGGGGUUUGAUGAACUUUUGACCUAUCACUACUUGGUUGCCGAGUACUUUAUGACAGCGCCAGCGUCCAUGACACCCGAAAGCUUUUAUGCUCUUGGCAAACGAGAACAAGCCGAUGUAAUCUGGCAGGCACUCUUUGUCGAUAGAUCACCCGUCUCCGAGGCUUGCCGCGGUGUCAUUACCACUCUGGUGGCAUUGGGACUGUCGAACGAAGUCGCAACGAGGGAUUUGGAGGCCAUUCGAAGGUUCUACGCCUCAUAUCGCGACCGUGGAUUGGAAGGAACCGAGGAAUUUAGCGAAAGGGUGUUUGCCCAAAGCGGCGUGCAGUACGCAGUAAUGACCAACAUUCCAUUCGAUACGAACGAAGCUCAACAUUGGCGGCCCGAACGAAAGGAUUACUCUGAGCGAUACCGCUCGGCCUUGCGGGUAGACCCUCUCUUGUCGGGUGACCGCGCCACGAUAGAGAAGGCGCUGAAAACAUCGGGGUACGAGGUCACUUUGGAAGGGGCUCGACAAUAUCUGCGAGAUUGGUGUGACACCAUGAAACCAGAGUACAUGAUGGCAUCCACUCCGCACGAUUUCGUUCUGCGGGAAGGAUCUUUGGCUGGUGUCAAGAAGACUGGUGUAAAUGAAGAGGCGAUGAAGCAGCCCUUUGCAUUCGUGGACCAAACCAACAACAUGGCGGAUUGCGUAGUCAAUUGUGAUGGUGCAGAAGACGAUUCACCGACCGUCCUUGACGAGAACAGCGACUUUCUCAGUGAGGUUUUGAUGAAGGUUUGCGAGGAGCGGAAUCUUCCUGUGGCACUCAAGAUUGGGGCACACCGUGGAGUCAACAAACAGCUCCAGUCGGCAGGUGAUGGGGUGGUAGCCUUUGCAGAUGCCGGUGUUCUGAGCCGGUUGUGCUCACGAUUCCCAAAGGUGCUGUUUCUCGCCACUUUCCUCUCUCGCAACAAUCAACAUGAAGCGGCGGUUCUGGCAUCCAAGUUUCGGAACCUUCACAUCUAUGGUUGCUGGUGGUUUUGCAACAAUCCCAGCAUCAUUCGAGAGAUUACGCAAAUGAGAGUGGAAAUGCUUGGGACUGCUUUCACUGCCCAGCACAGUGAUGCUCGUGUCCUGGAUCAGCUGUUGUACAAAUGGCCUCAUUCUAGGGCAAUGAUCGCAAAUGUCCUGGCGGAGGAGUAUGCCAAACUGGAUGUUUCUGGCUGGACACCAACCCGGGGAGAGAUUCGACGAGAUAUCAGUAGGCUCUUUGGUGGCAGCUACGAAGAGUUCCUAACCAAGUCCUUGUCUGCUGUUUAGACAUAGUUUCAGUUUAGGCUUGACUUCUGAGACAAACAACAGCUAUCCUCUUGACAACUCUAGUAGUUAGAAUGCCGGCUUGCAUGCGAGGACUUGCUCUUUUAAGCUUUUAAGAUUCUAACAUAAGGACCCACCAUCUCCGCCUUCU